Rotaria sp. Silwood1 is the source of this 729-nucleotide messenger RNA. The record is from the annotation of a GenBank genome assembly. Lineage: Eukaryota; Metazoa; Rotifera; Eurotatoria; Philodinida; Philodinidae.
AUGAUUGAUCCUAAUAAGCAACGACCUAUUCAACGAUUUUCAAAUAAUGAAAAUAUACUAUCUUAUUAUCGUCGUGAACCUUUUAAUUUUGUUCAACCAAUCGAAUAUUCAAUUAAAAAUGAUUCUCCAUAUCAUGGUUCGACUUUUAUUACUGAUUGGUUAAUUAUGUUUACUAAAGCUACAUUAAAAAUACAAUUAUCACAAUUAAUUGAUGCACUUAUCAAUAAACUUUCAAUUGAAGGUAAACUAGCUGGUUAUCCUAAAGAUACGCAAAAUUUAAUUGAAGAAAUACGAUUAAUAAAAAAGAAAUGUAUUGAAAAUUUACAAGAAUGUUGUGCUCGAUUAUAUAUAAAACCAUGUUUUUUAUUUAAAAUUGUUAAUAAAACAUUACGUGAUAAUGAUCAUACAACAUUAACAACACUUGGUCCAUUUUGUUAUCUUUUAUUUAAUUAUAUUGGUGGACAACAUAAUGAUUAUUUAUCAGUACGAAAACAAAUACAACUAUUUAUAAAAUCUAAAAAACAAGAUCGAUUUAUAACUGUUUAUCGUGGUGAAAAAUUAUCUUCAAAAGAAAUUGAUAAAUAUAAACAAGUUGUUGGAAAAGGUUUUUAUUAUAAAUGGUCAUCAUUUAUAUCAACAUCAAAAUCAUGUAAAGUUGCAGAAAUUGAUCAAUAUGUUGAUUUAUCACCUAUUGCAUAUGUUACAGAAGAAGAAGAAGAAAUUCUAUGA